Messenger RNA from Musa acuminata subsp. malaccensis (wild Malaysian banana), 2612 nucleotides. The record is from RefSeq and is a predicted model, not a curated record. Lineage: Eukaryota; Viridiplantae; Streptophyta; Magnoliopsida; Zingiberales; Musaceae.
GAACCCGAUCGGGAGCUCUGCAAGAAGAAGCGUCCGACGACGACUUCGGUUAGGCGAUCUUGAGCCUCGAUUGUGAUUCUUGAUCUCGGGCUGCGAGUAGAUCUUGCUUGUCGAUUAGGGUUUGUGUUGGAACGAAUCGAGGAGGUUCAUUUGCCCGGUCCGGAAACUUUGAGAUCGGAUCCAACGAACUCGUACAGUUUUUUUCGGGCAUAGAGUCAUGAAGCGAGGUUUGGACUGGAGCAUCUAUGAGGUUCGGCCAAUCAGCUUUAUAUUCAGUAUGAUGACCAACUAAGCCUGAUUCUGAAACCACUGUUUCAGGGGCUUGGUCAUAUCUUUGUGGGAUCCGUCAGGAUGGUUUCUCUAGAUUCAGACAAGUUCAAGUUAUUCCCAAAAAGAGAUCCUCUAUCUUAAUUGGUCAAUGAGGCUGAUUUGGACCAAUCCUGUUCCUAAUCCAAAAUUUCCUGUGGCCUAUGUAAUAAUUAAUCUCGUUUUUUUGUUACUGUUUAAACUGUGAUAGAUAUUUAAGAUGGUUUUGCCUGGAACAAUUGUGAAUUUUUUGUCAACUUGAUAUAGCUCAGAUGUUUUGCUACUUGGAAAGCACUUGAGGCUAAUUCAUGCAUCAGUAGAAUUUUAUGAAGUCCAUUUUUUCUACUGAUUUAUGAUUGUUCCAUGGUGUGCGCCGUUGAUAUUGUCGUCAUAAAAUGGACUCAGCUUUUCUAUUUUAGUAAAUGUAAGGAUUGUUGUUUGGAUGUAGAGGAUUGUUAUAUGUUCCUCCUUUUGUCCUAGUAAUGCCACUUUUCUUCUGUUUUUUCUUCCAUACUCCAUCUAUUGUCUUAAAACCUCCAUAUUCAAUAUUUCAAGAAAAAGGCCUAAUGCUAUGUUUUUUAUUUUAUGGGUCAUCUGCAUAUCUGCAGGCUAACCUUGGCACCAUGGUGAGACUGCUUCUUUGUGACCUAGGUAAAUAGGGUUCGAGACACGAAGAUGGUUUCUUUGCUUGCAGCUUGGAGAAAAUGUUUGGGAUGACUUUGCUAAGGGUGACGAUCAUGUAGUGUCUGCUGAAAAUCGUGAAGUUCCAGAUCUAUCAGCGAUUCUGUUUGAUAACAACAAGAAGUCACGACAUGAGCCAGAUUUUGAAAAGAGCAACUACGCUGCUGAUAAUCUAAGCCCCGGUGGGCACGAUCACAACUCUGUCUUGAAAGAUCUCACUUUCCAUGAGUGGCCUGAUAUUGACAAUUUUGAGGAUGUUGAGAGAAUGUUCAGAAAUUGUGAUUCCACAUUUGGACAAAGUCAUGUAAGUUGUGUUGGUGGGAUAUCGUGGUUGGCAUCUUCAUCUAAUACCGUUGAUGGUUCUGGAGCUUCUAACCUAGCAGCCUUAUCGUCAUCAUGUCCAGAGCUGGGUUUGCCGAAUGAUACAUUGGAAGAGAGUUAUGCAAAGACCAUGUGUUUUCCUAAAUUUGAUCCAUCAGCUACUGAUGCUACAUCAGCUAGUGUUGAUUGUCAUUCUAACAGUGGUUGCCUGGGGAAUGAUGCAGAAGUUGAGGGCAUAUCCGUGUCCAAAGAACAGAUUAAGAGUCAAUACUCAUCGGAGGAUGAUGCAAUGCAAAGAUGCUUAAAUCAGAUGGUUCCAACCUCAGCUGUUACCACUCAUACAGAUUCUUUUCAGUACUUUCCAGAGCGAAACCAUUUCUUUGGAUGCCCUUCUAGUAGUUACUUGAACAAUUUCAAUUCUCAUGCCCAAGUGGAUUACAGCUUUCCUGCAGAUCGGAUCCCACAAACACAAUCAACAUCAUCAAGUGUCAAUUUUGAGAAUGAGACUCAUCAUAUGACAUCAUUUGAGCAUUCCCCAUAUCAAUCAUCAACGCCUCCAGCAAUGCCACUAGAUCUCAGGAUGGAAAAACUACCAGAAAAGCAGUCAUAUGCUCCAGUACUUAUGGAACACUGCCAUCACGAUGCAGUCAGAAAUAAAUCUUCAGUUCUGAAGAAUAAAUCUCUACAUGCUACAGCAAGUGAGAGUUCACAAGAACUUGAUAGUGCUCCAAUAGCUGGGAGAAAAUCUACAAUAGUACAACAAAACUCUUUAGUGAGAUCUGUUUCUUUGGAUGACAUCUCAGCAGAAGCAAUGAGUUUCCAACAGCUUUGGCAUGUUAUGGAUCAGUUGGAUGAUGGAACUAAGUGCUGCAUCAGAGAUAGUCUAUACCGUUUAGCAAGGAGUACCAUACCAAGAAAUAUUCUUGAUAGAAGCAAUAGUUGCCGUGGAAGUAUGGACGAGAGUAAAAUUCUGGGUGCAGCAGUAUGGACUAGCAGAUGUGCAGAAAUUAAGGUGGAAACUGCAACAAAUCCAAUAGACCGAUCUGUAGCUCAUCUACUAUUCCAGAGGCCUCCAGUAUCAUUCAAAUCUCUGAUUAAGAGUUAAAAACCUUUUCUAUUUUAUAUCUAACAAAGGCGACAGUCAGUUGGGACAGUUGUAGAAGAAUCAGCUUACGGGACCAAGUAGGUUAGUCGUGCAGCCACAGCUUUGCAAUGCAUGGGGUAUCGUAUCAUCUCGUCUCCAGUGUAUAAAAUGUGAGUUUUGGUCGCUCAACGUGUGCAGCCGCAGCUUUUGAGUUUUUGAG